AUGUCGACGACAACUGUCACCACGACAAGAACGAGUACGUCCACCAGCUCAAUCUCGGUCGUCGCCACAGGGAACACCGCCUCUUUCGCCAAUGAGGGCCUUCGUAUGCGACGAACAAGGCGCAGAUUAUCAGCUCCAUCCUCAAACCAGCCUUCACUGAAAGUCUGCCGCUCUCUAUCAUACUCUCUUGAGGCACUCGACCUUUCCUCUGCAUCACCCUCGCAGACCCUUGCGUCUCUUCGCUUCCUUGUCCUCUCCUACCUUGCGGAUCUCGAACGGCGUUUGAGCGAAUUUGAAUCUCCAAGUUUUGAGGCAUGGAUGCUGCAAGGGGAAUUGACCAUAGAGGAGGCAACACAGUGGGCCCGGACAGCUCUCGAUAUGCUCAAAGGUAUCCGCGAGGAUGUCUGUUCACAUUUGCCAGAACUGCCUUUUGCCGAUCUCUCCUCCAUGGAGGCUUUCGUCAAGUCUCAUCUUCCAGAUAUGCCCGAUGUCCCUAACUUCACAGAAAUGCGCGCACAUUUACCAGAGAUGCCACACCUACCUGACAUGGCAGAGAUGCGCGCACAUUUACCAGAUAUGCCACACCUACCUGACAUGGCAGAGAUGCGUUCUCAUCUGCCCGAUAUGCCGUCGUUACCCGACAUGACGGAAAUGCGUUCGCAUAUGCCCAGUAUCCCUCAUAUGGACGAAGUUCGGUCGCACUUAUCUGAUAUGUGCAACAAACUAGACGACGUUCGUACACGAUUCCACGAAAUAGACUUUCAACGUCCCUUUAGCUACAUUCCUACACUAUCCGACCAUCUAGAAAACCUUCAUUCCCACCUUUCAAGCUUAGACAUGCCAUCAGGGAUACCUACACCUUCUUUCACCCCCAAUACCGUUCUUGCCGACCUCCUUCAGUCCCUGUUGAAUUCAGAUCUUGUCAAAGAUAUUUUGAACUCCACACCAGAAAUUAUUCUAGAGGGGGAGGAUAUGUUGGAGAGAGCAGCUCACGAAGUCGCGGUCGCUGUCAAGCGGUCGUUCGAGGGCGUUCGACUUAUCAAAUAUUCCGACCUGCCAUAUCCAUGGAGGAACAACCCCUUUGUUGCACAUGGAUAUCGAUUCAUACCCAUUGAAAAAUGGCCUCUCAUCCUUAUGUCAGUGUUUACAUGCCAUAACGAAACCUUAAAUAUCCAUACUCACCUAGUACCAUUCCUUCUAUGGGGAGUAAAUCUUCUCCCUCUAAUCUGGAACACGCAUGAAUACGAUACUCCUGAACUGUUAUUCAUGGCCUUUGCUCUGCUUUGUCUGGCGAGCAGCGCUAUCUGGCACACGAUGUCAGGCUGCGCUGAUCAUCGUAGCAUGGAGUUCUGCGCCCGGGUUGAUUAUGUUGGCAUCGGAUGGCUCAUAAGCGCUAGCGUAGGGACAAUUGUUCACUACGGAUUCAGCGACUGUCAUCCAAAUGUCGGGCGUGCUUUCCUUGGCUUAUGUUUAACAACAGGUAUAGCCGGCAACAUUUUCCCCUUCAUGAAUUGGUUCAAUCAACACAAGUACCGAUUCUAUCGUAUUGGGUUUUUCCUCACCCUUUCUUUCUCUGCUAUUGGACCGAUGGUUGCACUUUCCAUCUUGCAUUCCAGGGCGGAGAUGUUGGCUUUCGUUUCUCCGGUCUUCCCAUCUCUGGCGUCAUACUUAAUUGGACUUGCUUUCUAUGCUGCCCACUUCCCCGAGCGCGUGAUCCCUCCAAACAUCCAGCGGAAAUUAGACACCAUCGGUGGCGGUUCUCAUGCAAUCUGGCACUGCUUCAUUGUCCUUGCCGUCAGCCAGCAUAAAACCGCCAUGGACCACAUGAAGAACGGUGUCCAAUGUAUGAUAUCAAAUGCAAGUGCUUAG
This is a messenger RNA of Psilocybe cubensis, 1869 nucleotides long. RefSeq lists its product as uncharacterized. The record is from RefSeq and is a predicted model, not a curated record. Gene Ontology annotation, cellular component: membrane. NCBI's taxonomy places the organism in Eukaryota, Fungi, Basidiomycota, Agaricomycetes, Agaricales, Agrocybaceae. Bases 1 to 1869 code for a protein of 622 amino acids. Gene Ontology annotation, molecular function: signaling receptor activity. The transcript has 7 exons.